UAUAUAUAUAUAUAUAUAUAUAUAUUGAUGAAGUGGGAUUGAAUAGAAAGAAAGAAGUAGGAAGUGGGGAUGGGAGGAAUAGCGAAAAGGGGAUGGGAGCAGUACAUGCUGCAGCUCCAACUCCACCCCUUGAGAACCAAGGCAAUAACAGCAGGGGUGUUAGCAGGAAUCAGCGACACUGUUUCUCAAAAACUUUCUGGUUUCCGAACAAUCCAAUUCCGACGCCUUCUUCUCAAAGUGGUUUUUGGCUUUGCAUACGGAGGACCUUUUGGGCACUUCCUGCAUAAAUUGAUGGAUAUGAUUUUCAAGGGGAAGAAGGAUAGUAAAACAGUGGCUAAGAAGGUAUUGCUCGAACAGUUGACUUCUUCCCCUUGGAACAAUCUUUUUUUCUUGAUCUACUAUGGCUUGAUUGUUGAGGGAAGACCGUGGCCACAGGUUAAGUAUAAAAUCAAGAAGGAUUAUCUCUCAGUUCAGUUGACAUCAUGGAUGGUAUUUAUCUUGUCUUUAUGUUAUGCUAUUGUAGGUACAUGGUGUGUUUGGAUGCACUAUCAAACUGAAUUGUCUUCAUAUUCAGUUCUGGCCGAUUGUGGGGUGGGUCAAUCAUCAAUAUAUGCCACUGCAGUUGCGUGUUAUUUUCCACAGCUUUGUUGCUUGUUGCUGGGGUGUAUUUCUGAAUCUUCGCGCGAGGUCUCUGGCCUUAACUAAGGGUUAGGUGGAUUCGACAAGGAAUCAAAUGGCACAUCCUUUUUGGUGCUGCUGCUGCUGCUGCUGCUGCUGCUGCUGAGGUUGAAUGGCUUCUUGUUUCAAUUACGCAUGUGUGGCGCCGCAGGUCUGAGAUAUAUUUCUGUAUCCUGUAUUAUACAUGGAUCAAACUCAACCCCUUUUCACAUCUCCUCCAUCAUCAGCUUUGUUCCAAUGACUGCAUUUGCUUCUCUCAUCAUGUUGGAAUUAUCUACAAUUCAUUUUUCUUAAAUCCACUGUUUGCAGGACAUCGUCUGCAUAUAUUUCUUUA
Magnolia sinica is the source of this 1012-nucleotide messenger RNA. RefSeq names its product peroxisomal membrane protein PMP22-like. Gene Ontology annotation, cellular component: membrane; cytoplasm. Bases 70 to 705 code for a protein of 211 amino acids. NCBI's taxonomy places the organism in Eukaryota, Viridiplantae, Streptophyta, Magnoliopsida, Magnoliales, Magnoliaceae. The record is from RefSeq and is a predicted model, not a curated record. The transcript is spliced from 7 exons.